Molecule: messenger RNA, 4823 nt
Organism: Neoarius graeffei (lesser salmon catfish)
Lineage: Eukaryota; Metazoa; Chordata; Actinopteri; Siluriformes; Ariidae
Product: P2Y purinoceptor 3
Exons: 2
Coding region: 159-1163 (334 amino acids)
Biological process (GO): cellular response to pyrimidine ribonucleotide; phospholipase C-activating G protein-coupled receptor signaling pathway
Cellular component (GO): plasma membrane
Molecular function (GO): G protein-coupled ADP receptor activity; G protein-coupled UTP receptor activity; G protein-coupled UDP receptor activity
Source: RefSeq, a predicted model, not a curated record
UCCAUAACGGCAGGCAAAAUCAUAAAACGGUGAAACAGGCAAUAGGUAGAGCGAGGCACAAACAGGCUAUCGUAAACUCAGCAGAAUCAAAGACGAGAAACAGGAAAUCAGGGAGCAGGAAACCAAACGAGGAUAUCAGGCUCGGUAAUGUGUCAGCAAUGCAACUCAAUACUUCGCAAAAAUGUAAAUCAAUCAUUGCCUGGAUGGAGAAUGCUUCCUCCUCAUCAUCCGUUCUCCCUUCCUGCACCUACAAAGAGGAUUUUAAGCGCAUCCUCCUUCCUGUGGUGUACAGCGUGGUCUUUGUCCUCGGCUUGCCACUCAAUUUUGCUGUCAUCCUGCAGCUGUGGGGAAACAGACGUUCCCUGACAAGGACUAACAUCUACACGCUGAACCUGGCAGCAGCUGAUCUCCUGUAUGUGUGCUCUCUCCCUCUGCUCAUCUACAACUAUGGCAGUCGAGACUACUGGCCCUUUGGAGAGGUGACAUGCCGAUGGGUCCGUUUCCAGUUCUACAGCAACCUGCACGGCAGCAUCCUUUUUCUCACCUGCAUCAGCGUUCAGCGCUAUCUGGGAAUCUGCCAUCCUCUGUCCCUGUGGCUCAGAAAGGCAGGACGUAAGCUAGCAUGGGCUGUGUGCGGCAGCGUCUGGGUCAUUGUAGCACUUCUGUGUGCACCUACGUUUGAAUUUGCAGCGACGGGCAUCCAGCGAAAUCGUACCGUGUGCUACGAACUGAGCGUGCCUGAGCGCUCGCAGCAGUACUACCCAUACGGUAUGGCCCUGACCUGCCUGGGCUUCUUGGUGCCCUUUAUGGUCAUUGUGGUGUUAUACUGCAGGAUGGCACGGGUUCUGUGCCAAAAAGAUGAUGCCAAUGGUGAAGCAGCUAAGGCAAAGAAGUGCAAAGCUGUAAAGAUGAUCGCCAUUGUGGUGCUGGUGUUUGCCGUCAGCUUCCUGCCAUUCCAUGUGACCAAAACUAUGUACUUGCUCAUGAGGACCUUGCCUGAUGCUCCAUGCCAGCUCCGGAACUUUUUGUCUGUGGUGUAUAAGAGUACAAGGCCCUUCGCCAGCAUGAACAGCGUGCUUGAUCCCAUCCUGUUCUACUUCACACAGCCCAAAUUUAGACACAGCACACGCAAACUGCUGGUCAGGAUCACUACGGUUAGAUAAAACAACAAACCAGGAGCAAGAACACCACAAAACCUACUCGACAAAAAAAAAAAAAAUUAUGAAUGCUAUGAAAUAUAAAAGCAUCAAGGUUCCCACCAAGGUUCAAUAACUACUGAGGAAGAGUUCCAGAACUCUCCUUACAUUCCUGACCGUACUUAAAUAAAUGAUGUGAGCAGUAUAAUGACAUUUCACCCCACAGCAAAACAUCCAUCCAUUAUCCAUAACCGCUUAUCCUGUGCAGGGUUGCGGGCAAGCUGGAGCCUAUCCCAGCUGACUAUGGGCGAAAGGCGGGGUACACCCUGGACAAGUUGCCAGAUCAUCGCAGGGCUAACACAUAGACACAGACAACCAUUCACACUUACAUUGACACCUACGGUCAAUUUAGAGUCACCAGUUAACCUAACCUGCAUGUCUUUAGACUGUGGGAGGAAACCCACGCAGACACGGGGAGAACAUGCAAACUCCACACAGGCUCAAACCCAGGACCUUCUUGCUGUAAGGCGACAAUGCUAACCACUACACCACCUUGCCACCCAACAGCAAAACAGUAAACCUGAAUUACAGUAUCAAUAAAGUACAGAAAUGAAUGAUCCAUUUAAAAUGGAAAAAAACCCACGUACAUCUUUCCUUAACGUAAAACACUAAAAUCCGCAUAAUAAGUCUGCGAGUGUCUGCAAUGUUUACCAUUUCCCUUUAGUUUCCCCUUUUUCUGCCACAAGUGUAUUCGUAAUUACUAAUUUUCACCACAGUUAAUCACAUUUUCCAUGAAUGCACUUGAGCCUAUCAAAGAUUGAGUUAAUUGUAGUCAUUUUUUAAACAAACAAAUAUACAGACAUGGAAAACACUUAGAUAUGUAAUCAUAACCAUGGACUAAUAAACCUGCAGUCCACACACAAUAUAUUUAGCAGAUGCUCUUAUCCAUACCCAGUGCAGCAGUUGGGGGUUAGAUGCCUUGCUCAAGGGCACUUUAGCCAUUCCUGCUGCUCCAGGGAAUCGAACCAGUAACCUUCUGAUCCCAAAGCUGCUUCUCUAACCAUUAGGCCCUCUCUCUGAUCAUAAAAUGAGGACAGUAUAUGAGCUUAGAAAACAAAAUCUAUUCUCAGUCUUAUCUGUAUAGUACACAACGUUUCCAGUGAAAGUUUCCAGCCUUUAUCAGCUGCAUAAGGAUCGUGAUUCUGAAGCUGUAGAAAUAUACCAGUCAUAUAUUUCUGAAAUGUGAAAGUACUAUGUUUGUCUUUCAAAUCACGUAUUUGAAAUCUAGUUUGAAACAUUAUUUCUGACAAAUAUCUAUCUGGUCUGAAAGACGGGCUUGUCACAGUUGCAUGAAGCAUGAGCACGAGAGAAACGCUUUGUGGUUAUAUAAGUCUGUAAAUAAAGCGUAUUAUGAUAUCCACAUUCACAGGAUAUGAGCAAUCGCACGCUCUGAUUGGCUACUCUGCUACUACUAGGCUAUCAGCUCAUAUACUGUGAGUAGAGAAAAACAAAGUGGCGGAGCGCAUCAAGUCAGAUACUGUACAUCACUUUGUUAUCAAGUAUUUAAAAGAUACAGAAAUAGCGAAAAGAAUAUAGGGUCCCCCCCCCCAAGUAUCUCCUGUUCCACACUCCAGCCCAGUCAGUGGCAGUAACGCACCUUUCAGUUGGCUUGCCAACCACCAAAAAAGACCCAAAAGAAGAAGAGGAAGAAGAAAAUGGCGGAGUGUGUUGCUGAACCAACCGAGGACGAAAUAAAAACUACUCGAAAACAAAACCCAAAAAAAAUCCCCCCCCAAAAAAAGCAACAAAUUAUGGAAUGAAAGUAUUUGAUGGGAAGAGCGUAUCUUUUGUUUCAAGAAUUAUUAUUAUUAUUGCAUUUUUCACAAAAUAUGACUGUCAUUUAGCUAGUUUGUUUACAUUCUUAGCGGAAAUUAUUUUGUUUGACAUUUUGCAUAAAAUGUUUAUUUAUCGGAUACGGAAAAAAUGAAAAUAAAAAUGCUCUGUUUCUCAAAAUCCAGUGAACGUGGAUAGAACAAAACAGUUAUUCCACUCAAUCUCAUCGUACAUGGCUUAUUGCUCAUGUGAUAGUGCAGUAAACAUAGGCGAAAACAGCCCAUAAGCACUUUUUUUUGCACUGUAUAUUCAGGUCUCAUGCUUGCUUCAAUGGAUAAUCUCACGUGAAUUCUAUAGAUUUUACCUUCCGCUGUAAUCCUAAAGACUGUCCUGUGCUCAUCUCUGGACUUGUAUUCACAAUAGGCUCAUACUGAACAUCCUUUUAACACACAGUACUGUUUAUCUUUACUCUUUAUAAUCCCACUAUGUGUGUGAACGUAAAUCCGCGUGAAGGGCAACCUGUGAGACUUAACAACCUCAGCCACUAGGUGGUGGGAUUUACCAAGACAUACUGGCAACAGCGCGCCUGCUCUUUUAGUUGUUCUGACUUAUAUCCAUUUUCAAGGGAAAGUAUUUCUGUUCUAAAUACAAUUUCACAUACCCUCAUGCUUCCUUAAGCAAGUAUUUAUAUAAUGAGAAAACAUGACUGAAUACGCAGGCUACACACUGAAUAUAAAUCCCUGAAUAAAUACAGGAUAUGAACUCAUCAUAUAUUGCACUCUUGUUUUGAGCAUGUGGUGUGGUCAUGAUUUCACACUUCCAGCAAAUCUAUAAAUGGAAAUGCAUGUAGCUACGAGGGUACUUCAAAAAGUUCUUGGCUUCACAUGGAAACAAGGGGUCUAACAACCAUUUUGGGCCAUAACUGUAUACUCCAUCCACUAUCUGUAACCGCUUAUCCUGUGCAGGGUCACAGGCAAGCUGGAGCCUAUCCCAGCUGACUAUGGGCGAGAGGCGGGGUACACCCUACAGAAAGGCCCCUGUUGGCCACUGGGCUCAAACCCAGAACCUUCCUGCUGUGAGGUGACAGUGCUAACCACUACACCACCGUGCCGCCCAUAACUGUAUACUACAAAGCCUUAUAUCACUGUCUACUAAACUCAAAUGAAAGAAGCAAUCAAAGAAAAUAAAAAAAGAGGAAUGCUUCAAACUUGCGUGUUGUUGCUCCAGGACAAUGCACCCGUUCAUACAGCACAGCUAGCAGUGGCAGAAGCAGCCAAAUGUGGCUGUGAACUGUUGCCCCAUCCGACCUGGCACCAUCUGACUUCUAUGUUUCCCAAACUAAAAUCCCACUCACAUGGUCGCCAUUUUCAGAGUAGAUGAAGUCAUCCAUGUUGUUGAGGAGGAUCUGCAGGCUCAAGAUGUGACCUUCUUCCGUGAACAGAUAGCAAAGCUUGAACAUUGGUGGACCAAUGUUGAAAAAUAGUAUAAGAACAAUCUUUCUUUUGUGACAUUUUCUGGGUGAGGCCAAGAACUUUUUGAAGCACCCUCAUAUUGAAAAGGCAUAUGUAGUGGAAAUGCUGUGCCACUUGAACACGUUUUACUGUUGGCCUGUGAGAAUAUGUAUAAUCUGUGAAGUCGUUGGGUGUCUUGCAAUUUUCGAAGUUUUAAAACCUGUGUGUGUGUGUGUGUGUGUACUGUACAUUCAUAUCAAAUAUUAAAUGUGAAUUUCAGAAGUAGAGAAUCACUGUGUUAUUACCUGACUGUAUCCUGAUAUAAUUUUGUACUUUUGCCUGUUAUGCCACAGUGUUUGCUGUUGCCUGCUUUGCUCAUGUCUUAAGAUACAAUAUGUAAACU